Messenger RNA from Cladocopium goreaui, 9453 nucleotides. The record is from the annotation of a GenBank genome assembly. Lineage: Eukaryota; Dinophyceae; Suessiales; Symbiodiniaceae.
AUGCUUUCGAAGCCCCAGCGACCAAUGGCAUCGGCGGAGCCGAAGCGGUCAGCGACCGCGCGAAGGGCAGCGCCCAAGAGUGAGGCCGAGCCUCGAGGGAAGGAGAAGCUCUCCCCCAGCCCUGCUGCGAAGAUGGGUGCCGAUGCACUACCGCAUGGCCGAGGACCUGGUUCUAUAUGCUCGGAGCCUGUAGGCGCCGCGAAGAAUACCAAGGCCGCUGAGAGAGGCUAUCCGGUUGGGAUGACAAUGCCUGGAUUCCAGUUGCACUAUGGCCCCAAUGGACAGCCUUGGUACACCGACGGGAAGCAAUGGUGGCCGGUGGGCUACAAUCCCAGGAUAGCUUCCCAACAGUGGUCAACGCCGUUCUCUUCCUGGACUAUGCCGUGCCAGCAAACGCCCAGUCAACAAACGGCGGUCAAUCCGAAGGAGUUUGACCUGAAAGGAGUCAAGCAGAAUGCAACGAGAACUCGAGUGAAGACAGAAACCAAGGAGGAGAAAACUACGAAAGGAGACAAGAAGGACAAAUCCUCCAAAGAGAAGGAUAAGGGUGACCGCGGAGAGAAGAAGAAGAAGCCGGACAAAGGCCCACCAGAAGAUGUCCCCGAUUGGGGAGGCGACGAUGAGGGUGAUGAGCCAGAUCCGGAGGAUGACACGGAGUACACUUAUGAAGAAGAGAGCGAGGAAGAGGAGGAACAUGAACCAGACCAAUCGGUCGAUGUGACGCCGCGGUCAGCGACCGGAGUGACGCCUCGCUCAGGCACAGGAGGCGAGCCCCGUGAAGGUCAGCGACCUGGGCGGCGACCUGCGGAGCGUGACACGCAUCACACGGGCAGCGGCCCACGGAGGCGGAGACCUCCAGGUGGCGGCGGCCCACCUUCGAUGCCAUCCAGAGGAUCGCAAGCCUCUUCCAGCCACAGGACAUCGUCCGUCAGAACAGAGUCGGUACGACAGCUGCUCAAGGAGCGUACCGACCAGCCUGAAGGGCGAGCUCGUGCAAACCUUGGACAAGUCCGGCUGGAGACCUUCUCAGGUGACAGGUCUCAAUACAGGAACUGGAUGAAGACGAUCCAAGCUCAGAAGCAGCUCUACCAGAUCCAAGACAAGGAGCUGGCGGUCUUGUUGUUCUUGUCCUGCACCGGGGAGGCCAGAGAGGUUCUCAAUCAACUGGAGAUAGCGGACAUGCAAGAGGAAGGCGGCCUUCAACGCAUCCUACGUCUUUUAGAGGAUGCGUAUGGGAGCAAAGCAGAUGAGAGAUUCGAGGAAAGGCAAAAUGCUUUCCUGAGUUUCCGCCGCUCUCCCGGACAAAGCAUCGCUGCUUACUUAGCGACCCUGAAAAGACUCCGAAAUGAGUACUUGCGUGAAGACCCGGGGUCAGUAAUCAGCGACCGUGCAUUUGCCCAAAGAAUGCUGACCCGUGCUUCCUUGACACGGCGCGAACGGUACGACUGCUUUUUUGCAGCCGGCGGUUCUUACCGUUCAGGUCCCUUGGAGAAAGUCCUCAGGUUCCGAUGUGCGAACGUCCACCUUGAGGAAAGACCAAGCGGCGGCCGCCGCCAAGAGGAACGUGGCUAUCAACAGGUUGCUCGGCCGCCGCCGAAGAGGAGAACCUACAAAAGGUCCGAUCGCCGAGCCCCGUAUCGUGCCACUCGCCAUGCUCAUGUGGCCGAUGAAGAAGACCUUGAAGGGGACUAUGAAGAGCACUAUGGAGACAACACGGAUGACGAGGACCUGGAGCAAGAAGCACUGAUGGCAGAGGAGGAGAUGCCCGAAGAAGAGGAGUGGAGCCAUGACGAAGAGGCCGAGUAUGAGGAAAGCGUCGAGGCCGUGGACCAGGCUGCCUUGCAAGAGGCAUUCGCUGCUGGUUGGAGGGCCAAGAAUCAGACGGCCCAAGCCCGGCUGAGCCGUGGCUACCGUGACAGUGGCAAAUCCCCAAAAGGGAAAGGAAAAGUGAAGCGACAAGACAGUCGCCGGCCUGACGAUCGAAAACGCAACAGCACGUGCGCCUCAUGUGGCCAAAAGGGACAUUGGAGAGGCGAUGCAAUUUGCCCCAAUGUGAAGUCAGGCAAGGACGCUCCACAUCGGAAGGAAAGUGCAACACAUUAUACAACAGCAUCGGGUGCUGGGAAGGGCAGCGCCUUCCAACCCAAGCGGGGCCGCGCCCCCUCUCCGGCCAGAGAACCGGAGCGAGCACCGCUGCCGCGGAGGAAGAGCUCAGAGAGCCAAGCAAGAGACCAAGCUGGCGAUGUAACGGGCACUACGCCCAAACAUCCCCCGAUGGCACCUCCACCGAAUCCUCCUCGACGAGGAGCGGUAGAUAAGUCACCGAUGGAGACCUAUGUGGAGCCACCAUCAACUCCAAGGGGGCAUGAAAGACCACCAGAGCCAGCAGUGCCACCUCGAGUCAAAGAAGAAGUCGAUCGAUCUCCUAGCAGAAAGGAACCUGAGAGAGAACCCAAGGCGUCUCCGGAGGAGAAGGCCAAGAAGAGGAGAAGACGCUCACAUCGAUCAGACAGACCGAGAAGGUCCUCAGGUGAGCACAGGUCUGACAGAGAUCGCACCCGUGAGCGAAAAUCACGGGAGGAAGGUGCAGAGACACCUGCUGACACGCCUCGUGAAGGGACAGAAGAGGCCUUUGUGGCACAGCCUUCAACUGGCACUACAGCACGCCAGUGCAACUGGACAUACAUGGUUGGUGGCUGGGACGUGAUCAAGGACUAUGAUUCUGACAGUUCCGACACGAUCUCAUCUCACCAGUUGGCAACCGAAAGUGAAGAGGACGAUUUGGUCCGCAAGUACCAGUUGCAAAAUUCCCCAGCCCCCAAGUCAGCCGCUAGGGAGAAGCUUAAGGUCAAGCUGAUGACGGUCUUGAGAUCUUUGGCUGAAGAGGAGCAAGACGAUGAGGUCAAGAGACGACUUCAACGGAAACAAGAUCGCCUUCGAGACAAGAUCUCAGCACGGGCCGUGCGAUCUCAAGCCUCGGGCUCGGAAGCUCCGGCCAAAACAAGGCCCAAACAUGAAACCCGAGAUCCCAAGUUGGACGAGGAAAUGGGUUUGUCCACCCAGGAUCUGCUGCAGAUCUUACCAAAUAUGUCCAAGGAGGAGAAGAAAUUGCUCUACAAGCAACUCAAGAAGGAACGAGAAGAUGAAGCCCUCAAGCUCUUUGGAACGGGGCAGCCGCCCACCUCAGCAGCAAAGCUCAAGAGGAAGGAUGAGGUUGAGGAGCCACCGGAUCAAGAGGAGAAGGUACCGGUAGGAGUCAAGAAGAAGCGCAUGGAGAAGUUUCGCAGACAGCUCUACGAGGCGGCCAAGAACCGAAAAGGGAAGAUCGUACCGUCAGAAGCCUCAGAUCUUCCCAACGCUGCCCAGGAGAACUGCGAGCAUCCAUAUGAGCGUUUGCUCUGGGGUGCAAAUAUCCUUAUGACUACCGAUGCUAGGUACAAAGGGACCUGUGAGAAGAUCUGUGAGAAAUCUGUGAACGGAUCUAUGGGGGAGGAUUGCAAGCUGAGAAAAGUCUUGUACUACUCAGCUAUGCAUGGUGCAAUGACGUCCAACCAAUGCAUCCAUGCCCAUGACCAUGAACAUGAGGCCUACCAGGCCAAUGUGCUGUCCCCUGGACAUGUCAUUCUUGACACUGGGUGCAGAACAGCAGUGGCUGGACGCAAGUGGCACAUGACCCUGCAGUCUUUGAUGCGCCAGAAAGGCCUUCCGUUCUACAAGACCAACCACGAGGAGGUCUAUCGCUUUGGAGCAGGUGCCCCGGUGCUCAGCACUGAGGCGUUCCUCUAUGCAGUGCAGAUCUAUGAUCACAAGUCUUGGGUGCGCAUCGCAGUGGUUGACAACACACCGGACGAUGGCCGUGUGGCAGAGUGUCCUGGACUUGUGGGACCUGCUGAACUUGCCCGUUGGAAGGUGCAGAUUGACUUCGCUAAGUUGCAGGUUGCAAUUCAUGGCAAAUGGCAACCUACAGUUUUGUCGCCUUCAAGGCAUCCAAUCCUCAAUCUGCUCAACGUCGGCAAGAAGCCUGAUCCAACAGCAUGGGAGACCGGGGAGCUCAAGGAGCUGAGGCUGCGCCUCACAAACGACCCGCAUUCCUUUGCCCUCUUGCAGGAGGCAUUGGAUGAUCUGAGCUCUGAUGACGGCAGCGCCGCAGAGCCAGACCUAACUACGAAAGAAGCCGUCCAUUGGACGGGACCCCAAUUCGAGACGAUGGCCCGCUGGCAGAAGAAAUCCGAAUCAGAGACCAUCAACCUGCUGGAUGUGAUGGGUGUGGACUGCUUUCGAGCCACAACCAAGGAACCGGAUGACAGUUCCACGGGUUCCAUCAGCGAACGCGAAAGUGAGACUUCUCACGAAGGUGGACUUCCGAUGGGUUUCAACAGUUCUGAAGAAGAAUCCACGGAAUCGGAAGAUGGCAUGGUUGAUGAAGUGAUGAUAGCUGGCAGCGCCGGCGACACUGAGUACCUUGGAAAAGGGCAGAAGCGAAGACUUUUGGCCGCCGCCAAGAACAUCAGUGAAGCUGUGGAGGUGGAGCGCACCAGUUUCAAGAAGGAGAAGGAGGUUCCAAGAGUGCGCCGGCUGCGUACUGGCUUCAAGAUCUUGGAGAUCUUUACGUGGUCCUGCAUGCUGUCAAGGUUUGCCUACGGCCUGGGCUGGGAGUAUCUUGAACCAGUGACCCUUCCAGGCUGGGAUCUGACAGACCCCAAGGUACAAUGGGAGGCCCACCAGUACAUUGAUCGAGUCAACCCUGACUUCAUCAUGCUGGCAUGGCCGUGUGGACCGUGGUCGCCUCUGCAGCGACUUAAUCAAAAGACUUGGACCCAGCGAGAGGCCCUCAAACACAAACAGAACACCUCGAAGAAGUUGCUGAAGUUUUCUGCACAAGUCUCUUUGAAGAGACAACGGAAUGGCCGCGCCAUCCUGGGUGAGAAUCCCCUGCCGAGCCUGGCAUGGAAGCAAGAUGAUAUCAUUGAUGGCUUCGGUGAUCUGCCUGAAGGGGUAUGCGACCAGUGUCAGUAUGGCCUUCGCCAUCCCGAAUGCGGCAUGCCUCUGAAGAAACCAACCCGCUUUGUGGGCCAAGAGGAGAUCGUGGCUGAGCUCAGGAAAAGAUGCCCUGGGGAUCACCAACAUUUCCCCAUUGAAGGUUCAGUCCGGACGGAGGAGUACGGGACUAUAUCUUUGUCAUCCUGGGCUGGAGGAUAUCCGAUCCCCUUGUGCAAAGCCAUCAUGAGGGGAGCCUUAAGCUUCCUGCAUCGGCCGGCAGCUGCCGGGAAAGAGACCUACGUCCUGGAGGAGUACGUCACCGAAGAAUCUUUUCAGGACGGGCAAGAAGGAAUUGAAGAGGAAGAGCAACGAAUGGCACAGGAGAAAAGGCGAGAGGAAGAGGUGAUCGAGGAAGAUGAUCGACGCCCUGUGCCAAAAGAAAUUCAAAAGGCAGUUGAAUUUGCCCAUCGGCAACUUGGACAUCCCAGCAGAGAUACUUUGGUCCGGAUGCUGCGCAUCUCAGGAGCGACAGAGGAUGCCAUCCGUCACGCUAGACGAUGGCAGUGCGAUGUGUGCCGAAUGCAGAAGGCACCAGCACAUCCUCUUGCUACAACGCCAAGCUUGAGACCCUAUGGCUUCAAUCGGAAGCUUCACUUGGACAUCAAGUUUGUGUUCGACUCACGAGAUCGCAAAUAUCCUUGUUUGAGCAUUGUGGAUCUUGGUACUGCGUACCAUGGCGCCUGUCUUUGCAAGACAAGGAGGUCCGACUAUGUGGCGCGCAAGUUCAUGAUCCAUUGGGUCCAGAUCUUUGGAGCUCCAGAGCAUGUUAGCCACGAUCAAGGUGGCGAGUUUGAGCUGGCCUUCACCUCGCUUUUGGAGGACAUGGCGGUGCCAACUACGGUGACAGGAUCACAUGCACCGUGGCAGCUUUCGGUGGGAGAAAGACAUGGAGCUAUCUUGGGCACCAUGAUCUCAGCUAUCACUGCAGAACACUCCACUGAAGGAUUUACAGCCAUGAAACUGGUAGUGUCAUCUGCUGUCGCAGCCAAGAAUAUGACAGUGACUCGGGACGGAUUCACUCCCAAUCAACGAUUGUUUGGAGCUGAAAUCAAAUUCCCCAGUUUGACAGAAGACAACGCCAGGCCAAGCUUUGCAGAAGCAUUGGACUCUGAAUCAGAGUAUGCACGCGCUCACAGAAUGCGCAUCACGGCCAGGCUGGCUUUGAUCCGUAUGGACGUCCAAGACAAGAUGCGCCGUGCGAUUCUGAGGAAGCCAGCGCAUGAAAAUGAUGGCCCAUUCAUGCCGGGAGCACAGAUUUAUUUCUGGACCCCAAAGAAACUUUCAAAAAGGUAUACCCGAGGUGGCCAGUGGCGUGGACCUGCUACAAUCCUUGUGCGUGAGGCCAAGGAGAGAUACUUUGUCAGCUGGCGAGGCCGCGCCCUCCUGUUGGCUGCGCCCAACAUCCGACUGGCUACUCGUGAAGAGCUAGCUCUCAACGAGCCAGCCAAGGAAGAUGCCGACAGUUUGGGUGAACUACUUCGGGACCCCAUCCGGGAGAAGACCUACAAGGACCAAUCACGACUGGCACCUCCGCCGAGGACGAGAAAACGUCCAGCAACCGCGGAUACGCCAGAGAGAAAAAGAGCAAGGACGAUGUUAAGAGGCACCAAGUCAAUUCGACAGCUCCUGAAGGAUCGCUACGCUGAUCUUCGAGCACAGUUCAGGAAGAGGAAGGUGCCCAAAGGUAUUGAGGAUAAGCCGGCAACGCCGCGCCCUGCAAAAAGGCCAAAGGCCUUAGAAGAUGGACAAGUGCCACCAGAGGAGAUCCCUGAACCACCUCAACCACCGGCACUACCAGGACCUGGAGGAGGCGAAGAGUCUGAUGGCUACAGCGCCACAUCACCUUAUGAUGAGCAUGAAGGUCCUCCCCACAUGUCAACCGAUGAGGAGCCACCUCACAUUCCUACAGAUGAUGAAGGACUGGAUGAGCCAUCCAGAGUUGAGGCAGAGCCUCCAACUGAGGUACCUGUCCCGCCGGACAAUGAGGACGAAUGGUUAGAGGAGUUCAGGAAACUGUCCGAGGAAGAUAGACGCAAGAUGUCUCUUGACGACGUUCCUCACACCCUCAAGAGGAAACAGCAGCUUAUGGACCCUGCUCGGGCGGAUGCUGCCGUCAAGAAGCUGCGUGCGAACUUCUGCGCACAGGUGGCAGCGACCACAGUGUAUGGGAGCCUUCAAAAUGAAUGGGUGUCAAGAUACGAGGUGGAACUUCUUAAGCAACUGACAGGCUUGCCAGUUACGGCGGCCAGAAUCCACAGGACACCCAGGAAGCGUUUCCAAAAGCCUCCAAAGAUGGUUAGUCGCUCACGACUUUCCAUUUUAAUUGGCAAAGAUCCUGCCAACACCUUCAUUGUCAACGAGGACGAGGAGGACGUGAAGCAGAACCCUCGCCGUCGUGCCAGCUUUCUUUGGAAAGGCAUGACGAUUUUCUACAAGACUGCCAAGGAGACUGACACCGAGCCGGUAUACAUCCAGCUUCCAGAUGGGUUGUACCGUGCGGAUCUGACUGUCCAAGCCGCCCAAGAUUUCGAAGCUUUGUGGACGGAAGAAGUUCGAGACUUGCUCACCACUGAAGCGCUGCUAUUGAAGAUGAAGCAGGGUGGCAAGGAGCUGGAUCCUGCUUUCUUUGAUCAGAAGGAAAGAGCAGCCUUCGAUGCGGCUGACGUCAAGGAGUGGUCUGAAUGGAUCAAAAAUGGAGUGAUUGAAAGGGUCAGCCCUGAGGAAGCGGCCCGAGUUCCCAAAGCAUCCAUUUUCAGAGCACCACUUCGUAUGCUCAGGGUCAACAAACAGACCAAUCAGCUCUUGCCGUUGGUAGCAAAAUCCCGACUUAUUGUGCCAGGUCAUUUAGACCCCCAGCUUGGUGAAUUCCGGACAGAUUCGCCAACCUGCCCUCAAGCAGCUGUCCGUGCAGCCAAGAGCGUGGCAGCAGCCCGUGGAUGGGGUGGCACAAUUUUUGAUGUCACAACAGCUUUCCUCAGCGGAAAGAAGUUGCAACGGCAGGUUUACAUCCGAGCCCCCAGAGAAGGUUUGCCUCCAGCUGAGAAUUGGUCAGCUGUGGAACCUGGAGAGCUCUUGCGCAUCCUCAAGAGCGCAUAUGGACUGACAGAGAGUCCCAGGUUGUGGUACCUGGAAGCCCUUGACAGGAUCAAAAAGACUGAUCUCCAGGAGCUCGAGAUGUCGCGAUCUACCUUCGUUGCAGGUGGUGGAAGCAGUGGCAGCGCCACAUAUGCUAUCCUAUGUCUCCACGUGGAUGACGGACUGCUUCUUGGUGAUUUACAGGACAAACGUGUCCAGAAUCUCAAGCGGCAGAUUGACGGAAUGUUCAAGAUCAAGGCCUGGAAGACUGUAUCUGCCAAAGAACCAGUUCAAUUCUUGGGCGUGGAUGUAACUUUGGAUUCAAAUGGCAUCCACGACGACAUGACGCAGUACAUCAAGCAGAUCAAGGUGGAACCUUUGAGUGGCUCUGGACCACUUAAUCCAAGGGAGUUGACGCUCUAUCGUCAGCUCGUCAUGCGCCUUCGGUGGCCGGCCCAACAGGCCAUGCCACAUAUGUUGUAUGAGGUUUCAGCCCUAGCACAACGUGUGAGCUGCGCUCAACACAGUGACUACAAGGAAGCUGUCAAGCUUCAUCAAAAGUUUGUGGAGGAAGCUUCCCAGGGCCGCGCCCAAUUGACCUAUCCAAAGCUGAACGAGAAGGAGAAGCUAUUCUACAUCAGCUUCUUUGAUGCCUCGGUUGGAAAAGAAGAAGAUGGAAAAUCUCAGCUUGGGUCAAUUCACUUUCUCACAACAGAGAAAGCACGGUCAGGACCAACAUUGGCAUCGGUGGUGGAAUUCUCAACCAAUAAAAGUUCUCGAGUUCUGAGGAGUUCAAUGUCUGCUGAAAGCUGUAGCAUGUCCAUCUGUGUGGACCGUCACUUGUACGGCCGCUUGGUUUUGGAUCGUUUGCUCUACGGCAACAGACCCUUGGAUGAGAAUUGGCGAUUGUCAAUGGGUCUUGAUGGAGGCGUCGUAACUGAUGCCAAGAGCCUCUAUGACCAUUUGAAUACAACAGGUCAGCUCCCCACGGAGCGUCAGACCAUGCUGGACUUGCUUGUUGCACGACAUCACUUGGAAGCUGGAGCGUAUAUGUUGUUUUGGGUUCCUACUCAUCGACAGCACGCCGACGGCCUAACCAAGAAGAUGGUCAACUUGUUGUGGCAGGCAUUCUGCCGAAAGCCUAUGGUGUCCCUACGUGAGACUCCAGAGGAGAAAACGUUAGAGGAUCACCGGCGCAAACUGCGCCAGGGGCAGCGACAGCGUCGCAAAGAAAAGCUGAAGGGCCGCGUCCCAGCACUGGCAUCGGCUGCGCCGUGCCAUAAUUUGCGCAACACACCAACACGUUUCCCUUCCGAUGUGAAAGACAAAGGUAGGUAG